CUCAAAAGUUAAACUUUGAAAGAACUUAACAAACAUUCUUCAUUGCUUUAAAUAUCAAUUUUUAUUUAGAUACCACUUCAUUUUAGAGAAUAAGAGAUAAUUUAUUUUGUAGCCAAAUAUUAAUGGCCAUGGACCUGGAAUACAUAUUUAGUUGAAACUGCUGGUAACAGUUUGGUUAAGUCACAGGAUAAAGAAAAACAUAAAUCAAGAUACUUAUAUAUUAGUGGCAACAUCAGGUAAGUGGGUUACAAGCAACGUGGGAAAAAUUCUUCAGUCCUAAGAUGCUAUCUGAUGAAGCCUUUGGGUUGGUGGAGGCUAUAGGUCUGUUUACAUGUUCUUAUAUUUUUAUUUUAUUUUGUCUCUAUAUAGGUAUGUACAUGUGAGUGCUGGUCCCUGCAGAGAUAAAGCUGGAAUUACCAGUGGUUGUGAGAUGUCUGAAGUGGGUGCUUGGAAUUGAAUCUGCAAGAAUUGAACUUGCAAGAGAUGAAGUUAUUAUUCUGAAAGCACAGAGCCAAGUACAAAACAAGACAGGACUCUAGAAGAGAUCACCUCAGAGAAGUGGCACCAGUCAUUGAUACUUUUCCUUGCAAGGGAAAUUUUCUCAAAAGGUGUGAUGGAGUCUUCAGCUUCCUGUUUACCUGGAUUCUUCUUGGUCUUCCUUCUCUUACAGAUCACAGUACUCACCCAAGCUAUGAGCUUGGAUAUACAGAUUAACAUCCGGGUUCCAAAUACAGAAGGGGUACUGGUGGAAUGUGCUUCAGGAAGUUUGAUCCCACCUGCUGAGAUGACAUGGAAAGACAGCAAGGGGAAUAUAAUUCCACAUUCAACCACAUUUGACUCUCAGGAUAGAGCUGGGUUGUAUUUGAAGAGCAGCAUUCUUCUGAAGAACAGAGUACAAGGUCCUAUUACUUGCUCCAUUUACAAUGUAACUACUAAUCAGGAGAAAAAGAGAAGUAUUGAUCUACCAGAUGUCCUGUUCAAAUCGGAGUAUAUGUCAUUGAUGUCAAACAAAUUUUCAUGUCCUUUAAUGUAUUUAAGCAUUAUACUUUUUCUUAAUUUUCUCAGAGGAAUACUUGUUUUUUGUUGUCUCAAAGGAAAACCUGUUUAUUUCAGAGAACUAAUGAGUAAAAUCAAUGAAGGUUUGAAUAGUAAAAUGAGAGCUUGCUGUCCACUUAUCUGGGAGUGUCUGCUGUUAGUUUUGUAUAUUUUCUUCCUCCCUCUCUACUUGAAUUUCAGGAGCCAAGCUUCUAUUUUGGAUGAUGCAUACCCAUUGUAUAGUAACUGGCUAUGGGACAUAUGCAUAAUCUUGGUUGUAAUGAUGAUAUUUUUCACUGGGCUCAUUUUGUUUCUGCUUUGGACCCUAAACCGUUAUGGUCAGAUGUCCUGCUUAUCCUCUAUGAAUAUGAAUCUUUCCACACAUGACUCUAACCAAAAUAGUUCUCAAUCUGCUGAGUUCCAAGAAAAUUAUGAUGUAAACUGCAACAUGUUCCUAGAACCUGGUGAAGAGGCAAUACUUAGUCAGCACCAAGAAAAUUAUGAACUGGAGAGCUUCAACCCUCUUCAGCCCUUAAGAUUGGAUUGCAGUCGCAACUGAAAAACUUGAGGCAGUAAAGAAAGACAAAAACGGAUACUGACUUGAACCAUAAGAUUUAUAUCUAUAUAAAGAAAGGUUUUCUGAUUAAAUUUGUUAUGUCUUAAAAGUUGAGAUUUUUAAAAAUACAUUUUAAUAAAAAUAGAAUUACAUUGCAUUCCCUCCUCUCUUUUCUUUCUCCAGCUCCUUUCAGGUACCCUCCUUUCAACCCUU
Messenger RNA from Rattus norvegicus (Norway rat), 1804 nucleotides. NCBI's taxonomy places the organism in Eukaryota, Metazoa, Chordata, Mammalia, Rodentia, Muridae. The record is from RefSeq and is a predicted model, not a curated record.